AACGCCCAUAAACAACGGAUACUACGGAGGGACAAGAGACAUUUCCAACGAUCGUUCACCUUUAGCAGCUGUCCUUUAGCUUUAACAUGGCUUCGUUUAUGAUCAAACCUGCUUACUUCCGUUGUGUUGUCAGGACAGGCAGGCUCAUGAACGAGCAUCGGACAACAGACACGUUGUAUCCAGGCAGAAGUUAUGCCACUGAAGGAGACAACAGGGUACCUAAAAUAUACACCAAAACUGGAGACAAAGGUUUCUCGAGCACAUUUACAGGAGAGAGGAGACCAAAAGAAGAUCAUAUUUUUGAAGCCUUAGGAAAUACAGAUGAGCUGUCAUCAGCGAUAGGCUUGGCCAGAGAAUUUUGCCUGGACAAAGGUCAUACGUUCACAUAUCAGCUGGACAAGAUACAGUGCAUUUUACAAGAUGUGGGCUCCAAUAUAGCCACUCCUCGAUCAACUGCAAGAGAAAGUCACAUAAAGAAAACUACAUUUACUGCACAGCCAAUUGCAGACCUGGAAAACUGGAUUGAUAAAUUCACAGAAGAACUCCCUCCACUGACCAACUUUAUUUUACCUUCAGGAGGGAAGGGCAGCGCAGCUUUGCACUUGGCUCGGACAGUGUGUCGGAGAGCAGAACGCAGCGUUGCUCCAAUUGUGCGAACUGGUGAGGCUGAUCCAGAUGUUGCAAAGUUUUUGAACAGAUUAAGCGACUACUUGUUCACCGCGGCCAGAUAUGCAGCAACGAAAGAAGGCAAAGAGGAGAAAAUCUACAACAGAGCCGAAUGACCAGAUACCACAUGAAGAAUAAGACACGGACUUAAUUUGUUUUUGGGGAUGCUUGGUUUGCAGAGAUUUUCACAUUUAUUGUAAAUAUAUCAAUAAAUAUGUGGUCCAAAA
This is a messenger RNA of Cyclopterus lumpus (lumpfish), 893 nucleotides long. It is a transcript of the gene mmab, whose product is annotated as metabolism of cobalamin associated B. The coding region runs from base 87 to 782 and encodes 231 amino acids. Gene Ontology annotation, molecular function: corrinoid adenosyltransferase activity. The transcript is spliced from 9 exons. The record is from RefSeq and is a predicted model, not a curated record. NCBI's taxonomy places the organism in Eukaryota, Metazoa, Chordata, Actinopteri, Perciformes, Cyclopteridae.